This is a messenger RNA of Danio rerio (zebrafish), 4741 nucleotides long. NCBI's taxonomy places the organism in Eukaryota, Metazoa, Chordata, Actinopteri, Cypriniformes, Danionidae. The record is from RefSeq and is a predicted model, not a curated record.
AGCAUUUGAAAUAGGAAGUGAAGUCUUUAAGGCAGAUACAGAGGGGAAGGAAGCGCUCAUAUAUUGAAAGCGCAAGAGUUCUUCAGAUGAACUUGGGCACAGUUUGAGAACACAGCAAUAAAUGCUGAGCUUUGAUGCAGAGAUGCUUUACUGGAGGUGUUUAUUGUCAGUCUGUCUCUGGCUCAGAGUGACCCCUACUAAAGCUGGUACAUGGACUGCUAAUCUGCCAUCAUCAGUGGUGGGUUUGUCUGGCUCAUGUGUGGUGAUUCCUUGUACGUUCAACUAUCCAGCAGCUGGAAAAACAUACACCAAUUUUAAAGGAAUCUGGUACAAAGUAUACGACCAGUCAAAAGUAUACCAUCAAGAUUUCUCAGAAAUCAGUGACGAAUUUAAAAAUCGUGCCAGCCUUAUCGGUGAUUUCCGCCAAAAGAACUGUUCUUUAAAAAUCAGCUCUCUGAGACAAACAGACAAUGUGGAGCUCAUGUUCCGGAUUGAGAUUGAAAAUUUGGACAAGUACAGUUAUGAUAAUAAAGUUUCUUUACAAGUGAAAGAAAUGCCGGAACAGCCUAGCGUAUCUGUGGAAGAGGAACUGACAUCAGGGAAACAGGUGAGCGCUACCUGUGCCGUGUCUCAUUCCUGUCCAUCAGAUCUGCCUCAGGUCACCUGGAGCCACCAAGGCUCACCCUCCGGUCCUUCACCGCCACAAGAUCACGGCCAAUGGAAAUUUACAUCCUACAACCUGACCUUCACUCCUUCAAGAGAAGACCAUAACACACGUCUCAACUGCACUGCAGACUUUAAAGGGAAAACAGUGACAGGCUACAAAACACUCAAAGUUAAAUAUCCUCCAUGUAAUGUAAAAGUAGUCACUGGCCCCCCAGUGAAGGAGAAUGAGUCCAUAACACUGACCUGCUCCAGUAACAGCAACCCUCCUGCAAACAGCUAUGAGUGGUUCAGCUUAAACAAGACAUUGUCAGCAAAGGGAUCCUCUUAUCAACUGGUGAAAGUCUCUCGGCAUACUGAAGCCAUUUCCUGUACAGCCAUUAACACAGAGGGAAGAAACAGCUCUGAUCCACAUCAAAUUAAUGUUCUGUAUCCUCCAUGUAAUGUAAAAGUAGUCACUGGACCCCCAGUGAAGGAGAAUGAGUCUUUAACACUGAACUGCUCCAGCGACAGCAACCCUCCUGCAACCAGCUAUGAGUGGUUCAGCUUAAACAAGUCAUUGUCAGCAAAAGGAUCCUCUUAUCAACUGAUGAAUGUAUCUCGGCAUACUGAUGCCAUUUCCUGUACAGCCAUUAACACAGAGGGAAGAAACAGCUCUGAUCCAAAGAAACUCAAUAUAUUAUAUCCUCCUGAUAUUAAAAAUGAAUCAUCUUGCCAGUCUGCGAGCUCUACAGUCUGUGUCUGUAUUGUGGACUCCAACCCUCCCAGUGAAGUCAAGUGGUUCAGUCCAGAUUCAUCGAAAACCUUCCUCAGCUCCAGAACGGAAAUAAAACAGUCUGUCAGCUUCUUCACUCUGGAAGUUUGGCUGGGUUUCCCUGAUACUGUUCAGUGUUUCGCCAGUAACAGCGUGGGAAGCUCUUCCAUAACUCUAAAAGCUCCUCAAAAUGGCAUGGUACUACAUAUUGCGGUUGCAUCAGCUGUUGUAGUUCUAGUUGUAGUUGGCAUUUUAGUGUACACUGUGAGAAGAUGCUGUGGGAAGAGAGCAGUACGACAACCUGCAAUGCAUUUGAGGGAUACAGAAAGUGAAAUGAAUACCACAAACAAGUUUGAUGUUGAAACCUCUAAAAAUAAAGAAGAGAAAUGUUGUGAUGAAGAUGUUUAUACAAACAGCCCAGACAAUGUUUACAGUAACUGGGGGUGUGAAGACAACCCUCCAUCAUCUGACAACACCUUGGAAGAUGAAACAAUUUAUGCCAACACAUUGUCAUCAGCUAAAGCUGACAAAUGGACUGCUGAUGUGCCAACAACAGUGGCGGGUUUGUCUGGGUCAUGUGUGGUGAUUCCCUGUACAUUCCACUAUCCAGCAACUGGAAAGACAUACAGCACUUUUACAGGAAUCUGGCACGCAGGGAAUGCUGACUCCAAAAUAUUCUCUUUGCGUGCCAGUGACACAGGGCAAUACAUGUUUCGGAUCGAGAUUGAUCAGUUGGACAAGUUCAGCUAUGGCGCGAAUAAAGUUUCUAUACAAGUGAAAGAAACGGCAGUACAGCCUAACGUCUCUGUGGAAGAGGAACUGACAUCAGGGAAACAGGUGAGCGCUACCUGUGCCGUGUCUCAUUCCUGUCCAUCAGAUCUGCCUCAGGUCACCUGGAGCCACCAAGGCUCAUCCUCCGGUCCAUCACCGCCACAAGAUCACGGCCAAUGGAAACUUACAUCCUACAACCUGACCUUCACUCCUUCAAGAGAAGACCAUAACACACGUCUCAACUGCACUGCAGACUUUAAAGGGAAAACAGUGACGGGCUACAAAACACUCAAAGUUAAAUAUCCUCCAUAUAAUGUAAAAGUAGUCACUGGACCCCCAGUGAAGGAGAAUGAGUCUGUAACACUGACCUGCUCCAGCGACAGCAACCCUCCUGCAACCAGCUAUGAGUGGUUCAGCUUAAACAAGACAUUGUUAGCAAAGGGAUCCUCUUAUCAACUGGUGAAAGUCUCUCGCCAUACUGAAGCCAUUUCCUGUACAGCCGUCAACACAGAAGGAAGAAACAGCUCUGAUCCACAUCAUAUUAAUGUUCUGUAUCCUCCAUAUAAUGUAAAAGUAGUCACUGGACCCCCAGUGAAGGAGAAUGAGUCUGUAACACUGACCUGCUCCAGCGACAGCAACCCUCCUGCAACCAGCUAUGAGUGGUUCAGCUUAAACAAGACAUUGUCAGCAAAGGGAUCCUCUUAUCAACUGAUGAAUGUAUCUCGGCAUACUGAGGCCAUUUCCUGUACAGCCAUCAACACAGAGGGAAGAAACAGCUCUGAUCCACAGAAACUUAAUAUGUUAUAUCCUCCUGAUAUUAAAAAUGAAUCAUCUUGCCAGUCUGCGAGCUCUACAGUCUGUGUCUGUAUUGUGGACUCCAACCCUCCCAGUGAAGUCAAGUGGUUCAGUCCAGAUUCAUCGAAAACCUUCCUCAGCUCCAGAACUGAAAUAAAACAGUCUCUCAGCAUCUUCACUCUAGAAGCUUGGCUGGAUUUCCCAGAUACCGUUCAGUGUUUCGCCAGUAACAGCGUGGGAAACUCUUCCAUAACUCUAAAAGCUCCUCAAAAUGACAUGGUACUAUAUAUUGCGGUUGUAUCAGCUGUUUCAGUUCUUCUUGUUGUAGUUGGCAUUUUAGUGUAUGCUGUGAGAAGACACUGUGGGAAGAGAGCUGUACGACAUCCUGCAAUGCAAUUUAAGAAUGCAGACAGUGAAAUGAAAACCACAAACAAGUUUGAUGUUGAAACGUACAGUUUAAGUCAGAAUUAUUAGCCCUCCUGAAUUAUUAGUCCCUCGUAUAUUUUCCCCAAUAUCUGUUUAAUUGAAAGUAGAGUUUAACACACUUCUUACAUAAUAAUUUUAACAACACAUUUCUAAUAACUGAUUGAUAUUUAUCUUUGCCAUGAUGACAACACGUAAUAUUUGACUAGACACUUCUAUCCAGCUUAAAGUGACAUUUAAAGGCUUAGUUAGGUUAAUCAGGGUGAUUAGGCAAAUCAAUCAAGUUUUCUGUACUUAAAUAUAACUUUAUUUACUUCAUCCUGUGAUACAAAACUGAAUUUCCAUGAUCAUUGCUCUAUUUUUCUGUGAAAAUCUUGUCAAAUCUUUCAGAUAAUUUUAUUAAUUAAUUACCUUUAAUUGUAACACUUUCAGAUCACAGAAUCUAUUUCUGAUGUGUCUACCCAAGAACAUUUUUAUCAUUAUCAACAUUGAAAUUUGAAAUGUGUUGCUACUAAAAACAUUUUUGGAAACUGUGACACAUCCUCAAAACUUUGAGUAGGAUAUUAAUACUUUGGAUUAAUUAAAAUUUACAGCAAAUACAUUUAUGUUAGAAAAUAGUUCUGUUUCAAAUUGUAUUCUUUUGUACGUUCUAUUUAAUCACAAAAAAGAAAAUAAUAAUAACAAUAAUAACAACAAAAACAAUAUGAAAAGCUGUUUCUUUAGCACUAAACAAUGUUAGAAGCAUCCUGUAACAUUGAAGAUGUAAUACUAAAAGCUCAGCUUUUUUGUCACAGGAAUUAAACAAUUAUUACAAAAAAUCUUUAAACUGUAAUAGUAUUUCACAAUAUUACUCUUUUUUUACUGUCUUUUUGCAGUCUUAGUGCAUAAAUCCUUAAUGAUUCAGUAGUAAAUAAUGAAUGUUACCUAACAAUACGAUAUAUCAGAAUCCUUACAAAUGAUUUUUAUCUGACAUUUUAUGCAAAGCAGUGAAGAAGAGAAAUGUUGUGAUGAAGAUGUUUAUACAAACAGCCCAGACAACAAUGUUUACAGUAACUGGGGGUGUGAAGGAAACUCUCCAUCAUCUGACAACACCUUGGAAGAUGAAUCAGUUUAGGCCAACACGUGAAGAGAUGCAGUAUCGACAUGCAGUAUCGUCCUUAGAUCACAACUGUUUUUAUGACUUUGCUUUGAAAAUGUUCAAGCCAAAAAUGUCUUGGGGCUGAGAAAAACACAUUCUUUGGAAUGUCUUUAAUCUUCAAAUGUUGUUAAAAUAUUAAAUUUGUAUGUUUUAUGAAACACAACGCAAUCUCACGCCAAUUCGUAACCUUUUGAUUU